CUAACUUCCUGUCUCCCUUGGUCAUCUCUCUCUUCCUCUUGUGGGCUGAAUACAUGUGUGUGGCUGGGUGCUUGGUGCACUGCAAUAGCAGCGCACUCUACUCAGCCCCACAGACGGCUCAUGGUGAACACCUCCCCAUGGCCCCCGUCCCCUGCCUCAUCACACUCCUGCUCAGCGUCUGGCUCUGUGGUGCCAAUAGUCCAACAUGUCCGAAGCGAAUCGAUGUGAAAGUUGGAGACAAGGUGGAGAUUCCAUCAUGCUCAACAGCAGGGAUCACCGAAUCAUAUUGGAAAUACGAAGGGGAAAAAAUUGUUCAAGAUCUCCAAGUCAAACAGUCCCGAUUCAAAGAAAGAAUUGUCACGAGCCACACAACUUAUAAUUAAAUCCUCUCUGGUGUAACUCAGCAAGACUCUGAGACAUUUGGAUUUUUCUCAUCAAUGGAAAAUAACCAACUUCCUACCGUCUUCUUCAACCUGAGAGUCUAUGAGGCCAUAACUGAAAUCAACGCACGGAAAAUAAAUUCCUCUUGGGAUUCAGUUGCCAACGAAUGUGCAAUUUGGCUUAAGUGCACCGCCUUGCAUUCCGAAAGCGGAAACAGCGUCAACUACACCUGGACCAUCGGGAAUGAAACCCACACGGGUGCUACAUUCAGAUACUUCACCACAGAGGGCGAGGACACUGGCAAGUGCACCGCUUCCAAUCCCGUCAGUGAGAAAUCUGCAUCGAUACAGGUGGAGUGCCGCAACAGCACGCAGGCUGGAGGAUUUGAAUACUUUCACAUUGAAGAAAAAGGAAAAAAUAGAAUAAAACCGGAAUUGAACUCGUUAACAGAUCCGAGCACUCCAAUUCCAAAGAUCUGGAUCUACAUCUCAACUGUGCUGGGAGUACUGGUCCUGAUACUGGUUUUGGUCUGUUUGAGGCGGAGAAAAGCAGCACCAGAAGCUAUGGACACCGUGUACAGCUGCAUUGAAAAUGUUGAAAGGAAAGAGGUGUGGCAGAUUUGUUCAGAUACAUGGGGCCAGUGGUGUAGUCUACGUGAUACGCAGGCUGCGUCACAGGAUGAGCUGAGCCCGGGACCACUCUAUGAACUGGUCCAAAAUGUAGAAGCUAGGCCCCCACAGCAAGAGGUUCAGCAAAGACGCCUUAUGGACCCUCCCUCCUAACAGAUGACCCCCAGAGCUGCUGCUGGCUCAAGGUAGUCCCUGGUGCAGCAGACGUCCUAAUAUACAAAGCCAAAUGCGAUUGCAGUAUCCUAAAACCAAAUGCUUGAAGAUUUGUUUGUGGGUCAUCUGUGUGUACUUUUUAUUAAACAGAUUUGUCUUUUAUAACUAUUCUCUAUACAUAGAUUGUUGAUAAGAUUAGCAUUUGGGAAACAUCACCCACAAAUAACAUUUGUGAGUAUUCAAACUGUCAAAUAUACCUGCUGACAAACAGGCUUAAAUUGCCUAAAUGCUUCAAGGAGAAUUUCACUGGUGGAGACAUGAAUCUGUAUUGAAAGUGGGUCAUAUAUUUAGCGAUUGUGAGCGAGACUUCUGCGGUGCUGGAGAUGUUAUUCAGGAGCAGAGGAGUCAACCUAAACCGUCCACAGUGGAUUAUGUGCUUUUUUUGCACAGCAAUCUCGGCACCAGCACCACACCAGAGAGUAAUUCCACGGCGUUCUAUCUAAUGUGUCUAAUUUGCCUUCGGGUGCUGUUGAGGCGUCAGUAUCAAUUUAUAGCGGGUCUGGUUGGGUGCGGAAUGUAAUUUGCCAGUACGGGCGGUUGUGGGUUUGCAAAAUAAGAACCGUGUAUUGAUUCUCAGCCAUAGUGGGGAAGGAAUUGGGGGAAGAAACGUUGGCUUUGACUCUCUGAAGUCUAGAUUGAGCUGCAACUUCAGAUUGAUGUGGAAGGACCAGAGACGUUGUUUAUUCAUAAUAUCUCAAAACGACUGCAUCGGGUUCUCCAACGUCUCUGGUUCUUCCUCAUCAAUCUGAAUUAGACUGAACCGCGACAUGGAGGAGAAAGGGAUUGUUGCCCGCGAUUGUUGUCGUCUAGGAAAGAUUUCUAUUUGUAUUCGGGUGCUGGCCCGACCCCCACCCGAAGGCAAAUUAGAUGCGCUACGGAGGUGGUGGUGGCAACAACCCCUUUCUCCUCCAUGUCGCGGUUCAGUCUACUUCAGAUUGAUGUGUGAGAUUCAUAAUAUCGUCCGGAGGCGCACACAGUUCUAUUUCAUGUAGGCCACGCCGUCUAAGCUUCUCCUUAUGGGCUUGUCCCGUGUGCGUGCUUGCGCGCACUGAAAAUUUCAAGCAUG
Messenger RNA from Gadus morhua (Atlantic cod), 2289 nucleotides. RefSeq lists its product as uncharacterized. Gene Ontology annotation, cellular component: membrane. The transcript has 8 exons. Bases 438 to 1163 code for a protein of 241 amino acids. Lineage: Eukaryota; Metazoa; Chordata; Actinopteri; Gadiformes; Gadidae. The record is from RefSeq and is a predicted model, not a curated record.